Molecule: messenger RNA, 2527 nt
Organism: Helicoverpa armigera (cotton bollworm)
Lineage: Eukaryota; Metazoa; Arthropoda; Insecta; Lepidoptera; Noctuidae
Product: muscle LIM protein 1
Exons: 12
Coding region: 180-1730 (516 amino acids)
Biological process (GO): muscle tissue development; sarcomere organization
Cellular component (GO): cytoplasm; nucleus; Z disc
Molecular function (GO): actinin binding; structural constituent of muscle
Source: RefSeq, a predicted model, not a curated record
UGCUGCCCCCCCCACUGGGGCCGUGUGCAACUCGCGCAUAGACUACGGUCGCCCGCUGCCCUCGCGCAUCAUUCGAACAUCGCGCACCGCAGUCUCGGCAUCUACGCCCUGAACUGUAUACGCGUCCGGGAGAUCAUCCCGCAGCGACUUCGACGAACAGGAUAAGUUAAGCGAGCACAAUGCCUUUCAAACCAGCAGAUAACCCUAAGUGCCCUAAAUGCGGCAAAUCAGUAUACGCAGCUGAGGAGAGAGUCGCCGGAGGACUCAAAUGGCACAAAAUGUGCUUCAAGUGCGGCCUGUGCCAGAAGUUGCUGGACUCCACCAACUGCUCAGAACACGAAGGUGAACUGUACUGCAAAGUGUGCCAUGCACGUAAAUUCGGACCAAAAGGCUACGGCUUCGGCGGUGGUGCUGGCUGCCUGUCCAUGGACACUGGUGACCACCUGAAGGCUGAGAAUGCGGGCGUAAGGACUAACGGAGCUUGUCUGGAACCACGUGUUAUCGCCAAGGCGCCCCCCGGGGAAGGUUGUCCCCGAUGCGGUGGCUACGUGUACGCCGCCGAACAGAUGUUAGCUAGAGGACGGGCGUGGCACAAGGAGUGCUUCAAAUGCGGAGACUGCUUAAAACGGCUGGACUCUACUAACUGUUGCGAGGGCCCAGACAAAGACAUUUACUGCAAAGUAUGUUAUGGGAAGAAGUUUGGUCCUAAGGGAUAUGGUUACGGAAAAGGAGCCGGUGUCUUGCAGAGUGACCCUUACGCCAAUGGAGGUAUAGGACAUGGAGGAAUGUCAAGCCUGGGCCUUAUGUGUGAUAUUAAGGACCUGGAAUGGCAAAGUGAGCAAGCACCAAAGACUACGGUGAUUGAUACCGCUUCCAUUCAGGCGCCACCUGGCAAGGGUUGCCCCCGAUGUGGAGGCGUGGUAUUUGCUGCCGAACAAGUGCUGGCCAAGGGCCGCGAAUGGCAUCGCAAAUGUUUCAAGUGCCGUGACUGCUCCAAAACUUUGGACUCGAUCAUCGCUUGCGACGGACCUGAAUCUGAGGUUUACUGCAAGACCUGCUACGGCAAAAAAUGGGGCCCUCACGGCUACGGAUUCGCUUGCGGCUCCGGUUUCCUGCAGACAGAUGGCUUGACCGAGGAGGAGAUUUCCGCCAGUCGUCCUUAUUACAACCCUGAUACUACGUCCAUCAAAGCGCCCAAGGGCCAGGGCUGCCCGCGUUGCGGUGGCAUGGUAUUCGCCGCUGAACAACAACUGGCGAAGGGCACGAUGUGGCACAAGAAAUGUUUCAACUGCGCGGAGUGCCACCGGCCUCUGGACUCGAUGCUGGCAUGCGACGGCCCUGACAAGGAGAUCCAUUGCCGCGCCUGCUACGCCAAGCUCUUCGGACCCAGAGGAUUCGGUUACGGCCACGCCCCCACCCUCGUCUCGUGCGACACUGAGCCCGCUAUCACAUACAUGGAGCAGCUACCUUUCACUGGCCAGAAAGCAGCCAAAGGCCAGGGCUGCCCUCGUUGCGGAUUCCCCGUCUACGCAGCUGAACAGAUGCACUCCAAGAAUGGCACAUGGCACAAACGGUGCUUCUCAUGUGCGGAAUGCCAUAGAUCUCUUGAUUCUACCAACUUAAACGACGGACCAAAUGGAGAAAUUUACUGCCGAAGUUGUUAUGGCAGGAACUUCGGGCCUAAGGGUGUAGGAUUUGGUAUGGGCGCAGGCACAUUGACCAUGGCAUAAUAGACUAUGAAGCUGGUCUUUAUAGGAACCAUUUAGUUAUUAAAGUGGUAGCAUGAAAGGAAUCUAAUCUACUGUGAAUUGCUACCUAGCUUGACGGACUAUCAUACCAUGUAUUAAACUGGUUUUAAUAAUGGUUGAUAACUUAUUUCUAUGAGACUAAUAAAGUAAAUGGUAAUAGAACCUUUGAGGACACAUAUUUUGUUACGAAAGUAUAAAUUAAAGGUUACAUUCCUUUCAUAUGAUAUUGUACAAAUUGGGAUGAAUGUGUCUGUGCCCUUAGUUUACAUAUUCGUUAUAAAAUAUUGUAGUAAAUAAGGUAAUAGACUUAAUGUAGGUAUGUAAGAUGUAUAAAUAAUUUGUUAUACAGCAAGAAAAAAAAAACUUAAAAAAUCCUAAAAAAAAUUAACGGCAUUGUGAUUACACAUACCUUAUAAUUAUCACAUUGUGAUAUGACGGUAUGUGCAAAACAAAAACUAUCCUGUAAACGCGGACUAGAUUGCAAAUAAUUGUAAUCGUUUCGACCGACCAGAUCUUGAUCUAUAAGAUCUGAAGUGUCUAUACAUAUUUUUAUACACCAAAGAUUUUUGUACAUAAUUUAGUAAUUUACUAAAUGCACAUUUUCUGUGCUACGGUAAAUUCUAACCACUUACGUGUAUUACGCUUUUGGAGCUUUUGCUAUAUAUAUCUAACGAACACAUAUUAUGAGGAUAAUGUAAAGAUUAAAGCAGCUUUUUGCAUAUUAUUAUAUUAAACAAAAUUUGUAUAAGUUAUAAUUUUUAUUAAAUAAAUAUACGACA